AUGACUCCACCAUCCUCAUCGCUGUCGCCAAUUCCGCCGCCCAUUCCUGUCGACACGCACCCAAACCGGGCCUCAGGACCCAAACAUCUUGAGCAAGACCACAUCCCUGACCCCGAUCGCCUGGCGCCGGAGGACGCUUAUUUUGCGCCAUCUCUGUCCCGAGUGCGCUCGGCCCCCGCGAACUAUGAGGAAAGCUUGCGCUCAUUGACUGGUGAUGCCUCGGGUGUUGCGACGUUGCGGCCGCCUCAGGGGACGCUUGGCGCCGAUUUGACCCGCAAAGACGGGAGGAAAUUGGGUGCUGCUGGGCCACGUCGGAGGCGGAAGGGUGCCUGGAAGAAGCUGCUAUGGGUGAAACAGUCUUAUCCGGACAACUAUACCGAUACCGAAACCUUCCUAGACCAUCUACAACGAAACCCUCGAGUACGACCUUACGACUUCUGGCCUCUUGUAUCUGACUCUACUGUCAUUGUUCAACAUGUCUGUUCUGUCGUCAUCUUCGUUUGCUGUUUCGUCGGCAUCGUUCAGGACCGGGUGAGUCCCGUUUCUAUUGUCUGCUGGGGCAGUGUCGGCACCGCGAUGGGCUGGUUUCUAUGGGACAAUUGGAUUUGGCGAGAGCAAGCGGAGCUUGCGCAAAGCCUCAAUGCUGCGAGUGGUGGAUAUGACGGGUCCAGUUCAAGCUCCUUGGCCAGCGCGGUGAAUCCAUCCGGCAAUGACCAGCGGCCGAAUGGCACGAAAGGAAGUCCAAUUCACGGUCUCGGCCUGACAAUGUCUGUGAAUGGGUCAAAAGAGCAAAUGUCACAAUUGACUGCGGAGUUAAAUGGCAGUCUUGAAGGCUUUGGAGAUCCGGCGUUGCGCCUUGGCGCUCCCUCUUCGACGCCCAGUGUUGCCCUCGGCAGUACGGAUGUACAAGAUAAUGAGCGGGCAUCCCUAUUUUCAUCACGGAAUCGCCAGCGCUUAUCGACCGUCAAGUCGGCAUUUCUGAUCUACUUUUCCUUGCUCGGGCUGAGUCCCAUCUUGAAAUCGCUCACCAAAUCUACCGCCAGUGACUCAAUUUGGGCGAUGAGUUGCUGGCUUCUAAUCAUGAACAUAUUCUCCUUCGACUACGGAAGCGGAGAGGGCGCUGGCGCCACGACCAAGUUUCCGGCUUCUCUUUCCACUAAUGCCGCGGUGAUGGCAUCUACAGUGCUUGCUUCCCGGUUGCCUUCGACUACACACGUGUUCAGCCUAAUGCUGUUCUCUAUGGAAGUAUUCGGCCUGUUCCCGAUUUUCCGUCGCCAGCUCCGACAGAAAUCCUGGACGGGCCAUAUCUUGCUGACACUUGCUCUGGUUAUCAUUGCAGGAGGAGCUGUUGGCACGACACUCGGUGGGGGCUGGGCUUCUGCCGUUAUCGGGUCUUUCCUUGGGAGCCUUCUGACUGCCCUUUCGAUGGGUGGGUGCAGCUGGUGGUUGAUCAGUCUGCAGAAGUACAAGAAUGUGGUCAUUGGUCCUUGGGAUCCGGCACGUCCUAUCAUUCGACGACAUUGGAACUGA
Messenger RNA from Penicillium daleae, 1530 nucleotides. RefSeq names its product phosphatidylinositol N-acetylglucosaminyltransferase (gene pigc). Lineage: Eukaryota; Fungi; Ascomycota; Eurotiomycetes; Eurotiales; Aspergillaceae. Gene Ontology annotation, biological process: GPI anchor biosynthetic process. The record is from RefSeq and is a predicted model, not a curated record. Gene Ontology annotation, cellular component: membrane; glycosylphosphatidylinositol-N-acetylglucosaminyltransferase (GPI-GnT) complex. The transcript has 2 exons. The coding region runs from base 1 to 1530 and encodes 509 amino acids.